AUGAAUCAGGAGUUCUCAACAGAUGUGAUCCUAGGGAAAGGUAGAGAUCUGAUCAUACUGUCGCAUGGCGUCCUGAGACUUGGGAAGACUUCCACAGCCGAGCGCGCUGCAGCACAAAGAAGAAGGCCAGUCUUCCCCAUUACCUGCGGUGAUAUUGAUACGACGCGAGGUCAAGUUGAAGAACGGUCGAACGGAUACUUCGACGUGGCCUAUAAUGUUCCUACGGGCUCUAGCAGUGUUGUGACGGAGUUUGACGAAAUAUUGUCUUCUCGGGUCCAAUGGCAAGCUCUACUACCCAAGAAGACGAGAUCAAGAAAUUUGCCCGGAUCCUGUGGGCGAAAAGUACGGACGAGCAGACGCUGUCAUAGGCGACAGAUGGGAAAUGCGCUUGAAACCGCGACCGCAUCGGCUAAGUGGGACUAUCAAGAGAAUGGAAGCAAAAGUAAUGAACAGUUGUGUCUCUCGUUAGAGCAACUCAAAGUCUUGCCCAGACGAGCGCACAUUUCGACACCCACAUAUCCACCAUGCAAGAACGAAACCCCGCGGGAACAUAGCGGUGGUUCUGCUCAUUUGACGAGAAGAAGGCGUAACAGACGCAGUCGUAGGAAAGCAGAAAGGCUGUAUGAAGACGAAGAUAAGGAUUCAGAAUCGGAUGGGAAUGAGGCAAAGAUGAAGAAGCUCAAGGCGGAGCUGGAGAGGAGAAGGAAGAUCAAGAAAUCCAUCUGUUAA
Molecule: messenger RNA, 729 nt
Organism: Letharia columbiana
Lineage: Eukaryota; Fungi; Ascomycota; Lecanoromycetes; Lecanorales; Parmeliaceae
Exons: 3
Coding region: 1-729 (242 amino acids)
Source: RefSeq, a predicted model, not a curated record